Molecule: messenger RNA, 1656 nt
Organism: Penicillium arizonense
Lineage: Eukaryota; Fungi; Ascomycota; Eurotiomycetes; Eurotiales; Aspergillaceae
Gene: cp3
Product: carboxypeptidase C PRC1
Exons: 2
Coding region: 1-1656 (551 amino acids)
Biological process (GO): proteolysis
Cellular component (GO): fungal-type vacuole
Molecular function (GO): serine-type carboxypeptidase activity
Source: RefSeq, a predicted model, not a curated record
AUGAGAAUCCUGUCCACCACUCUUCUGGUGGGAGCCGCUUCUGCGGCUGCCCCAGGCCUGCAGCAAGUCCUUGGAGCUCACAAGGAGUAUGCGGAGAACGUUGCCCAGCAGGGUGCCAAUGUAGUCUCCAAGCCACUUGAGCACCUCCAGGAGCAGUUCAAGACUCUCUCUGGCGAGGCUCGCAAGAUGUGGGAGGAAGUCUCUAACUUCUUCCCGGAGUCCAUGAACGGCGCUCCCAUUCUGUCCUUGCCUAAGAAGCACACCCGCCGUCCUGCUUCCCACUGGGAUCAUCACGUCAGUGGCGCCGACGUUCAGGACCUCUGGGUAUCUGGUACCGAUGGCACCAAGGAGCGUGAGAUUGAUGGCAGACUAGAGGCCUAUGACCUCCGCGUUAAGAAGGUUGACCCUAGUGCUCUCGGCAUUGACCCUGGCGUCAAGCAGUACAGUGGUUAUCUGGAUGACAACGAGGAGGACAAGCACCUGUUUUACUGGUUCUUUGAGUCUCGCAACGACCCUGCAAAUGACCCCGUCGUCCUCUGGCUGAACGGCGGUCCCGGUUGCUCGUCCCUCACCGGACUGUUCUUGGAACUUGGACCCAGCUCCAUUGGCGAGAACAUCAAGCCUAUCUACAAUGACUUCUCGUGGAACAACAAUGCCUCUGUUAUCUUCCUCGACCAGCCAAUCAACGUCGGCUACUCUUACAGUGGCUCCUCCGUCAGCGACACCGUUGCUGCUGGCAAGGAUGUCUACGCUCUCUUGACCCUGUUCUUCAAGCAGUUCCCCGAGUACGCUAAGCAGGACUUCCACAUUGCUGGCGAGUCCUACGCUGGUCACUACAUCCCCGUCAUGGCUUCCGAGAUUCUCGCUCACAAGAAGCGCAACAUCAACCUCAAGUCUGUUCUCAUUGGCAAUGGUCUCACCGAUGGCCUGACCCAGUACGAGUACUACCGUCCCAUGGCUUGUGGUGAGGGUGGUUACCCCGCUGUUCUCGACGAGAGCACCUGCCAGUCCAUGGACAACGCUCUGGGCCGCUGCCAGAGCAUGAUUGAGUCUUGCUACAACAGCGAGAGCCCCUGGGUUUGCGUUCCUGCCUCCAUCUACUGUAACAACGCCAUGCUCGCACCUUACCAGCGCACCGGCCAGAACGUCUAUGACAUUCGCGGCAAGUGCGAGGAUGAGAGCAACCUCUGCUACAAGGGUAUGGGCUACGUCAGCGAGUAUCUCGGUCAGCAGAGCGUCCGCGACGCUGUCGGUGCUGAGGUUGACGGUUACGACUCCUGCAACUUCGACAUCAACCGUAACUUCCUCUUCGCCGGUGACUGGUUCAAGCCUUACCACCGCCUCGUCCCCGGAAUCCUUGAGCAGAUCCCCGUUCUGAUUUAUGCCGGUGAUGCCGACUUCAUCUGCAACUGGCUCGGCAACAAGGCCUGGUCCGAGGCUCUUGAGUGGCCAGGCCAGAAGGAGUUCGCCGCUGCUGAGCUUGAGGAUCUCAAGAUCGUGCAGAACGAGCACGUUGGCAAGAAGAUCGGCCAGAUCAAGACCCACGGCAACUUUACCUUCACCCGUAUCUUUGGCGCUGGCCACAUGGUUCCCAUGGAUCAGCCCGAGGCUGGUCUGGAGUUCUUCAACCGCUGGAUUGGUGGUGAGUGGUACUAG